This is a messenger RNA of Amorphotheca resinae ATCC 22711, 360 nucleotides long. RefSeq lists its product as hypothetical. Gene Ontology annotation, molecular function: beta-tubulin binding. Gene Ontology annotation, biological process: tubulin complex assembly; post-chaperonin tubulin folding pathway. The transcript has 2 exons. The coding region runs from base 22 to 360 and encodes 112 amino acids. The record is from RefSeq and is a predicted model, not a curated record. Gene Ontology annotation, cellular component: microtubule cytoskeleton; cytosol. Lineage: Eukaryota; Fungi; Ascomycota; Leotiomycetes; Helotiales; Amorphothecaceae.
AUCAGUCCUCAACCUGGCCCAAUGGCACCUCCAAGCCAACUCGCGAUCGCGACCUCUUCCGUUCAGCGACUGGUGAAGGAAGAAGCAUCCUAUCACAAGGAACUCACACAGCAACAAGCGCGUCUUGAAAAGCUGUUGGCCAGCACAGGUGAAGAAGAGAAUGCCGAGUACCAGUUGAAGCAGGAGCGCGCUGCAAUCGAGGAGACAAAAGCCGUGUUCCCACCCCUGCGACAGCGGAUUACCGACGCGCUCCAGAAACUCGAAGACCAACUCGAACUUGGACAGGAGAGAGGGGCAAGCGAAGAGGAGAUUGCGAAGGCCAAGGAGGUGAUCCAGCAGGCGAAGGCUGCUGCCAACUAG